AUGCGAGUGCACGCAUGCAUGCCUGUGUAUACACGCUUGCCUGUACAGUGCACUAGAACUCACCCUGACAGUUCCUCUUCCAACCACGCUGUCAGGCUCUCAAUAGUUCCCUCCAUUCAAAGGAAGAACCCCUCAAAACCAAGGAAGACAUUGUCUUCUGGUGCCGCUUCCAAGGAUUUAAUACCAGGAGUCUAUUUAUCGCUGGGAGCAUGUGGAACAGAAUCAGCUACCUCUCCUGGAAAUGUCACUCAUAGUCCCAGAGGUCAUGGAACUAAAGGAGUAUUUGAGCUUCUGUCUGGAUGGCGCAGAACGAGAGAGAACUUGCCCUUCAAAGACAGGGUAGCAGAUGCCUAUUCUGAUGUGAUGGUCACCUAUACCAUGACCAGCUCCUUGUACUUCAUUACCUUUGGCAUGGGUGCCAGCCCAUUCACAAACAUAGAGGCUGUGAAGGUCUUCUGUCAGAACAUGUGUGUCUCCAUUCUAUUGAACUACUUCUACAUUUUCUCAUUCUUUGGCUCCUGUCUGGUCUUCGCCGGCCAGCUGGAGCAAAACCGCUACCACAGCAUCUUUUGCUGUAAGAUCCCCUCUGCGGAGUACCUGGACCGCAAACCUGUGUGGUUCCAGACAGUGAUGAGUGAUGGGCAUCAACAGACAUCCCAUCAUGAGACGAACCCUUACCAGCACCAUUUUAUUCAGCACUUCCUGCGCGAACAUUACAACGAAUGGAUUACCAAUAUCUACGUGAAGCCAUUUGUUGUCAUCCUCUAUCUCAUUUAUGCUUCCUUCUCCUUCAUGGGGUGCUUGCAGAUCAGUGACAGAGCCGACAUCAUCAAUCUCCUAGCCAGCGAUUCCCCGAGCGUUUCCUACGCCAUGAUCCAGCAGAAAUAUUUCAGCAACUACAGCCCGGUGAUAGGAUUCUACAUCUACGAGCCCCUGGAAUACUGGAACGGCAGCGUCCAGGAGGACCUGAGGAGACUCUGUAGUGGGUUCACGGCAGUGUCCUGGGUGGAGCAGUAUUACCAGUUCCUGAAAGUUAGCAACAUCAGUGCCAAUAACAAGAGUGACUUUAUCAGUGUCCUACAAAGUUCAUUUUUAAAAAAGCCAGAAUUCCAACAUUUUCGAAACGAUAUCAUCUUCUCCAAGGCGGGGGAUGAAAACAACAUUAUUGCCUCUCGCUUGUACCUGGUGGCCAGGACUAGCAAAGACAAGCAGAAGGAAGUCAUAGAAGUGUUGGAAAAAUUGAGGCCCCUGUCGCUCUCAAAGAGCAUCCGAUUCAUCGUGUUCAACCCCUCCUUCGUGUUCACGGAUCAUUAUGGCUUGUCUGUCACAGUGCCUGUUCUGAUUGCAGGCUUUGGUAUUCUCCUGGUGUUAAUCCUGACCUUUUUCCUAGUGAUCCACCCUCUGGGAAACUUCUGGCUAAUUCUUAGCGUCACCUCAAUCGAGCUGGGCGUUCUGGGCUUAAUGACAUUAUGGAACGUCGACAUGGAUUGCAUUUCUAUCUUGUGCCUUAUCUACACUUUAAAUUUUGCCAUUGACCACUGUGCACCACUGCUUUACACAUUUGUAUUAGCAACUGAGCACACCCGAACACAAUGUAUAAAAAGCUCCCUACAAGAGCAUGGGACAGCCAUUUUGCAAAACGUUACUUCUUUUCUUAUUGGGUUGGUCCCCCUCCUAUUUGUGCCUUCGAAUCUGACCUUCACACUGUUCAAAUGCUUGCUGCUCACUGGGGGUUGCACACUUCUGCACUGUUUUGUUAUCUUACCUGUGUUCCUCACCUUUUUCCCCCCUUCCAAAAAACACCACAAGAAAAAGAAACGGGCCAAACGGAAGGAGAGAGAGGAAAUUGAAUGCAUAGAAAUUCAAGAGAACCCUGAUCACGUCACCACAGUCUGA
Molecule: messenger RNA, 1896 nt
Organism: Hyaena hyaena (striped hyena)
Lineage: Eukaryota; Metazoa; Chordata; Mammalia; Carnivora; Hyaenidae
Gene: PTCHD4
Product: patched domain containing 4
Exons: 3
Coding region: 1-1896 (631 amino acids)
Cellular component (GO): membrane
Source: RefSeq, a predicted model, not a curated record